CCGGGGUUUUGCUAUUCGCAUUCAGCAUCACAGCAUGGCAUCGUCAUCCUCAAGCAACAGCGCAAACUACGACGUACCAUGGGUUGAGAAUUACCGACCCAGCAAGGUCGUCGACAUCGUCGGCAAUGAAGACGCCGUCUCCCGGCUCCAAGUCAUCGCUCGUGACGGCAACAUGCCCAACCUCAUUUUAUCAGGUCCUCCUGGAACUGGAAAAACCACUAGCAUCCUCGCACUUGCGCACGAGCUUCUCGGUCCCAAUUACAGAGAAGCUGUUCUUGAACUAAAUGCUUCAGAUGAUAGAGGAAUAGAUGUUGUGAGGAACAAGAUCAAGAUGUUUGCUCAAAAGAAAGUAACACUUCCUCCAGGCCGACACAAAGUUGUUAUACUCGAUGAAGCUGACAGUAUGACAUCUGGAGCACAUCAAGCUUUAAGAAGGACGAUGGAGAUAUAUUCUAAUUCUACUCGUUUCACGCUUGCUUGCAAUACAUCGUCUAAGAUUAUUGAGCCGAUUCAGAGUAGGUGUGCAAUUGUGAGAUUUUCGCGACUAUCUGAUCAAGAGAUACUUGGUCGUCUCAUGGUUGUGGUUCAAGCUGAGAAGAACUAUGCAUUACCUGGACCCUUAGCUGAUUUAGAUGCUGAUCCUAGUAUGCUUGGAGAAUUUUUUCCUUCUUUUCACAAAUGUAAACCCAUAGGGAAAGCAAGAGACCCUAGAAUUAAAAUCACCUCCACUGAAAACCCUAAGGCUGGUGAUAUUAUAGAUCUAAGAUAUGUGAAUAAUGGUUUCAGAGAUUUCUGUGUUACUCCCACCUUUAAAGAUCCUACUUUUUAUCUAGACUGGUUAAAUAUAGUAGAGAAAGCUAAGGCUCAGGCUUGGAAAGACAUAGGAAUUUAUGACCUGAUUAUGCUGUCGAAGCUGAAUUUAGAGUACAUCACUUCUAUGUUGAUUUCUUCCUUGUACUUAUGGGACAAUACACACUACACUUUCAACCUUCCUUGUGGUAUGGCCACGCCAACCCUUUUCGACCUGGCCGCUAUCACAAGGCUAAAGCCUACUGGACACACUUAUGAUCCCGAAAUUGACGAUAUGGACACCAUCGCCUUUUCGACCACCAGAGCAGCAUAUUCGACACACAUUGCUCAUUAUCAUGAUAAAGACACUGACGCCGUCUCUUAA
Messenger RNA from Lathyrus oleraceus (garden pea), 1174 nucleotides. RefSeq lists its product as uncharacterized. Gene Ontology annotation, biological process: DNA-templated DNA replication; DNA repair. The transcript has 5 exons. Gene Ontology annotation, molecular function: ATP hydrolysis activity; ATP binding; DNA clamp loader activity. Lineage: Eukaryota; Viridiplantae; Streptophyta; Magnoliopsida; Fabales; Fabaceae. The record is from RefSeq and is a predicted model, not a curated record. The coding region runs from base 35 to 1174 and encodes 379 amino acids. Gene Ontology annotation, cellular component: DNA replication factor C complex; nucleus.